Pantherophis guttatus is the source of this 3047-nucleotide messenger RNA. RefSeq names its product HIG1 hypoxia inducible domain family member 2A (gene HIGD2A). NCBI's taxonomy places the organism in Eukaryota, Metazoa, Chordata, Lepidosauria, Squamata, Colubridae. Gene Ontology annotation, cellular component: mitochondrion. Gene Ontology annotation, biological process: mitochondrial respirasome assembly. The record is from RefSeq and is a predicted model, not a curated record.
CUGCCUGUCCAAUCAGAGUAGCCUAGAUGCGGUUAAAUUGAACUACAGUUCCCAGAGUGCCGAGUGUGUGUGUGUGGGGUGUAUGUGUGUAUGUGUAAAUCAUUUCCCAGAUUCAUGUGAAAAGCGCUAUUGGCUGAAGACGCGGCGGUCAACAGCGACAGCGGAAGAGUCGAACCUCGUUAAAGCGAAUCGAGAGGUGACCUUCGCGCGUCGGAAUCUGGCGAGAUCUGCCAUGGCUCAGAGUCCGCCGCCGCCAUUUGAUCCCUACCGACCCCCGGUUAUUGAAGGCUUUACUCCGACUUCGGGGAGUGCCGAACCCUUCCAAAGCAAGUUCGUGCGCAAGUUCCGCGAGAAUCCAUUUGUGCCCCUCGGCUGCCUUGGUACAGCUGGAAUUUUGACUUAUGGACUCAUCUGCUUCAUAAAUAAUAAACCCAAGCAAUCCCAGAUGAUGAUGAGGGCCCGUGUUAUAGCCCAGGGCUUAACUGUUGCAUCCCUAUUAGUGGGCAUGGCUGUUACAAACCUGAAGACAUCCAAGUGAACAAGCUGCUACUGUACAAUAAUAUGAAAAUAUUGUCCACUAACCGGGUAAGAACAAGCCUGCCUGCCUGCCAACACACCACAUUUUGCAGAAUGAUAUUUCAAUGCUACUUAGAAAGUGACUUUCCUGAUACCAAGGAGACCCAGUUUUGUUUAAUAACAUUAUUAAUGUAUCCCAUGAAUUCAAAUUUGCCACUGAUGUAUAACAUUGUGUAUCAUAGCCAUGUUUUAACCCUGUCUUUCUGAUAAAGCCAGUAAGAUUACCUGAUGCAAAUGAAGCAGAUUGGACGGAGGGCCUUUAUUGUCUAUUAGGCAGUUAUAUGGUUAAAAGUGCAUCAAAAAUAACACGUUUAUUAUGGCGAUUGGGUGUGAUGAACUACAUUAUGUUAGUGUUAAAGAAUCAAAGUUUUUAUUCUUGAUGUUAUUUUUUCUGAAAUUUUGUCACUGUCAAGGAUGGACAGAAAUCAAGAGGAAUCUAACUGAUGUAUUAAAAACCAUUGUGUUAAGACCUACUGAGUUAGUCUGAAACAAUUGUUACUUGAUAAGGUACUUGUAAUCUGCCUCACAUACAACUUCUGUAAAACUGCAGAUAACUAGAGUAAGACCUUUGGUUGAAGAGGGGCGCCAUUGAGCAGUGAGUUUGUUGAUGUAACAGCCUUCAUGCUGCAUAGUGAUAUCCCUGCCUGAGUUACUGGAUUCCUUUGGUGGAUUGGGGUGGAGUCGCCAAGGCUUCAACCUUCCCCCAGGUGGCAUUAAAUCAUGGGAAUCUUAGAAUUCAUGGCAAUUGUCAAGCUGACUUUCUCAUCAAGAUCCUGAUGCAAAGAUCAGAGGUCUUUACUUUUUGUUUCAGGGAACUUACUACCUGAACUGAGAGUUGUGGACAUUACCGUCAGUCUAUUACUGGGGACAUAUGCUCUGAUUGCUUUACAUUUUGCACACCUUGCAAAAUGGGAAGUGGAAUCUGUUAGACUAGACCAGGCCUGUCAAACUCCUGGCCCAUGGGCUGGAUGGGUCAUAUGCUGGCCAUGCCCACACCUGGUUUAGCGAAGUGGGGGGAAGUCCUGAUUCGUCACAUGAUGACGACGUGAUGACAUGAGUUUGACACCCCUGGACCAGACCAUCCAAGGCAACCAAUAAACCCUGACAAGUUGUAGAGGGAGGUUGGUUUUUUUUUCUUUAUUUCUAAGUAUUUGAUGAAUAAUUUGGCUGAGAAUUUGAUGGCUGGCUGAAAUGGACAUGUAGCAAAGGCCCUCAAACAGAUUACAUCAGUGCAUCCUUUCGCUGAGCAUGAAUCCUGAGGUGUGCUUUGAUUUUCCAGGGCACUUAGGAGAUGAAAUGCCAGAAGAGCCACCUAGAGCACUAUUGGAGGAAGAUGAAGAGUGAAUUCAACCAACACAAGUUAGAGCACUCUUCCUCUCCUUUUUAACAUCUGCUUGAGAACAUUGGGUGAGAAUUGGUUUGGGGUCAGAUACCAUCGGUUUGGUGAUAAUACUGAGUUGUUUAUCUCAACCCAAGGUUGGCAGAGAUCAAAAUCUUGUACCUCUAUUUGGAGGCUAUCAAGCUGUGUAUGUGUGGAGGAAGAGACUCAUUCAACUGUAACAAGCCACGUGGCUGUGGGUGUUGGAACUGGGUAUAUGUUCCAUCUUUAGGCCCAAAUGGGAAUCCAUUUCCUCCUGUUGCACAAUUUGGGGAUCUCCUUGGACUCACAGCUCCAGCUGAAGCAGGUGGCAGCUAUGGCCAAGAAGGCCUUUGCAGAAAUCCAUAUAGAUUGCACCAUUUUCUGGACCUAGAGGCCUUUCUAACAAGCACUCAUGCUUUAUUCACUUAUGGAUUAUCGCAUUAUGCACUACAUGUGGCUGCCCUUGAAGACCAUCAAAAGAUUCAACUGAUCCAGAAUAUAGCAGCAACUUAAGCAAUUAUGGGCAUGCCCAUGCAACACUCCUGCUUUGUGAGUUGUACUGUUUACUGGGAGGCUUCCAAGUAAAUUCACUGUGCUGGUUAUUACAUAAACGCAUCUCAUGAUAUAGAGACUUUUCCGUAGCUUCUGCCCAUACUUUGUGAUUAAACAGAUUUGUCAUAUUCUUAGCCAUUAAACAGUAUCAUUAGACGGCCUUCUUGGUCACAAUACCUGCCCUCUGGAACAAUAUCCUAUUUGUCCGCAUGAAGACCUUGUUGAAAAAAUGCUUUUAAAAGCUGGCUUUUCACCUAGGUCUUGGGCUGGAUUGAUUCAGGCCUUUGAGUGUCACACGGGUCCUUGAGAAUUUUUGGGGGGGUUUCUGUAUGUCUCUCUCUAUAUAUAUAUUGGUAUUCUUUAAUUAUUUUACUAUUGUAUGUUGCCCAGAAUCACAACAGCCUUAUAUAUUAGUAAGUAAACUGGCCUAUUGUCCCCUCCCUCCACCCAAUUUCAUUCCAAUUUAAAUCUUGUAUUUGAGUAGCCAUUCCAGGCAUAUGAAGAACGGAGUUGUAUUUCAUAAAAGUUUAUCUUUUAAUAAAAUUUGCUAGUCUGAAAA